Molecule: messenger RNA, 3467 nt
Organism: Nematostella vectensis (starlet sea anemone)
Lineage: Eukaryota; Metazoa; Cnidaria; Anthozoa; Actiniaria; Edwardsiidae
Product: coiled-coil and C2 domain-containing protein 1-like
Exons: 29
Coding region: 311-3094 (927 amino acids)
Biological process (GO): regulation of transcription by RNA polymerase II
Cellular component (GO): nucleus
Molecular function (GO): DNA-binding transcription repressor activity, RNA polymerase II-specific; RNA polymerase II cis-regulatory region sequence-specific DNA binding
Source: RefSeq, a predicted model, not a curated record
UUAGUUUUAGCAGCGGAGAACAAAUAUUCUCUGGUAUUUUUACAUGUCGUUCUGAAUAGGAAAACGUAAAUCUGUAUGCUUUAUGGAAAUGCAGUGUGGGGCAUCUGGUUUUACAUAUAACUUAAGUACAAGCUGUGUGUUGUCUUCAAAUGAUAUGAUAAUUUGCAGGCGCUAUUUUUAGACUUCUGGCCAAUCAGCUAUAUUGUGGUGAUUUGGUGCUGUACACCAAAAACUGGAAAUCGACUCUGCCAAAUUUUCGUCUUUAAUAAGACUUCUUCAGGGCAGACUGAAGAAGCUUGGAGGACUUGGAAUGGAUCCAAGUGAAAUGCAGUUUGGGAUUGGCAUAGGAGAUGAUGAUGGAGAUGACGAUGAUGCUAGUCUAGAGGCAGAACUUGCUGCCCUACAAGGAGGGCAUGGAAAGCCAGCACGCAAGAAAAAGAAAAGACAAGUUGGUCUUGCAGACAUUGAUGGAAUGGCAGCACAACAUUUGCAAGAUGAUGAUGAUGAUGAUGAUGAUGAUGAUGAUGAUGCCGAUCUGGAUGACCCUGAUCUCCUUGCAGAACUUCAGUGUAUAGCCCCAGGGGAGGAUGUUUUGCCUAAAGACCCUACACCUGUUCUCUCACCCAGCAAGCAAGAGGCUAACACGUCACCGCAGCUGGCGGAGCUGACUGAAAGAGAAAACAUGUACAAGAAAGCUAUUGACAGUGCAGAAAAGUCUGGGAACUCUUCAAAAGCCAAGCGAUAUGGCAGAGGAUUAAAGCAAAUACAAGACAUGGUGAAACAAGCAAAUGCUGGCGAGUCAGUAAACAUGGAAGAGCUGCCACCACCAGUGGCAAUCAGUGCUGCCGCAGUUCCCACAGCUGCACCCCAAGAAGCCACACCCUCUCCCGAACCCCCCAAGCUGUCUGUACUAAAGGAAUCUCCAAAACAGGACACCCAAAUGCAAGUGGACAAAAGUCAAAGCACUCAAGCAAAGUCAGCAGGUGGUGAGACUGUAGAGCAGCUAAAACAAAGACAGCAUCAAUACAAAAUGGCUGCACUAACAUGCAAGCGGGCGGGGGACAUUGCCCAUGCCAAGGAAUUCCUUGUGGUGUCUAAGAAAAUUGAUGUGAUGAUACAAGCUUCAAGUGAUGGUAAACCAGUGGAUUUGUCCAAUAUGCCUCCCGAGCCCUCUCUCUCGACAGCAUCUGCUCCACAACCUGUCUCUGAACCUCGCCAGCAGUCUGGAAGUCCCACCUCAUCCCCUCAGCCUGGCCCAAGUGAGUCAUCCAAAGACACAGAACCACCCCCUCCCCCCAAGGAUGUUGCUGAUGCCCUGCAGCAGAGAUUGGAAAAGUACACAGAGGCAGCCAACAAAGCAAAAGAGGAAGGGAACUCUUCGAAGGCAAGACGGAUGGGAAGGAUUGUCAAGCAAUAUGAAGAUGCCAUUAAGUGUCACAAGGCUGGAAAACCCGUUGAUUAUGAGGAGCUUCCAGCUCCCCCUGGUUUUGCACCUAUACCAGUACCUGGCCAUGGGGGUGCAGCAGCCAGUUCUCAGGUCCCAGCUUCCCCUGCCUCAACUAGUUCAACUAGUUCUCAGGCCCAAGGACUGAAGGUGCAGAUCCCUCCACCACAGGCUAGCCCACAAGCCCCUGCAAGGAAACCAUCUGGGAGAAAUGAACAGCAGUUGAACUUCUUGGUUGAAAGGCAGAAGGAAUUCAAAAUGGCUGCCCUCAAUGCUAAGCGGGAGGGCGAUCUGGAGAGUGCUAGACACUGGCUUAGAAUGUCCAAGGGUCUUGAUCCAAUGAUAGAAAAUGCAAGUAAUGGUAUGAGAGUGGACAUUUCUUCAGUCCCCCCAUCACCAAAUAGCGAAAAGGGCCCUGCACCAACAGCUAAAGAAGGUGACUUUGUGGUAGUAGAGACAUCAGAAUGCAGGCCAAACCCACGGACACCGGAGGAGGUCACAGAGUUGUUCUCCAGACUUGAAGAUGGCCUUAUAAAACAAGUCGAGAUGUGCAUUAGAAAUGGGAAGCACUACCAAAAGUUAGGAGACAUCAACAACACGAAAAUGUUUGAAAAAAUGGCUCGAAGCCUGCAGCAAGAUUUAGAUGCAGUCAAGAAUGCGAAAAAACAUAAAGACCCCCCACCGCGUUUCCACUAUGAGGAUAAAUCAUUUACCAUUGUCAACUCUUUUCCAGAACUGAGCGACUCUCAUGUAGAGAUAACCAUAGUUAGAUGCCUGAACAUCCCACUCCCAUCUGGCUAUUCCCAAAAGGAUCUUCAUUGUUAUGUGACUUAUGAGUUCCCUUAUCCAAGUUCUGAAGAUCCUCAGUCAGGUCGGACGCAAACAAUCAAACAUACCAUAAACCCUGAAUAUAAUGAAGCCUUCAAAGUGAAUAUUGACAGAAAAAAUAGAGCUUUGCCAAGAAUUUUUAGGCGACAAGCAUUGAAAUUCGAAAUCAAAUAUGAAAGGGGGUUUUUGAAAGGUGAUAAGGCGCUUGGCCAAGCGCAAGUCAAGCUAGCUCCACUCGACUCCAAGAGUGAAAUCCACGACUGUGUAGAUCUGAUGGACUCAGAUCGCGGGCGCAGAGCUGUCGGAGGCAAGGUUGAGGUUAUUAUAAGAGUGAGGGAACCGCUGACCGAUAAGGAUGUUAGCAUUGAGAAGUGGAAAUGGCUUGUUAUCGACAUGCAUCUCGGCGGACGGAAGGGACCAGAAUUGAAUUUGGACGCAUUCGCUACAUCCUCAAGACCAGGAAGAUCAGAGCAGAGUGAAAUUGAUGAAUUCGUGAGCGUAGAAGUGUUGAGAAUGGAGACAGAGAUUGCUGAGCGAAAGUUGUCCGCCAAACAGUCGGGCAGCUCGUCAGCCGCGGCCCUUGCUGAGCGCAUCAAACUGUGUAAACAGAAGAGGGAAAGUCUCGAUCGAAUGCUCGCUAAUGCAAGCAAGGCAGAACUACAAGAUUAUGUUCGUCAAGUGGCGGGUCAGAUCGCUCGAGAGCAGAAUAAAGCCCAGCGGGCAGUGCAAGCCGGGAAUAAGACCGAUGCACAAGUUUGUCUCACAAGAAAGAAGUUAAUGCAGAACGAACUGGUCAAACUGAAACCCAAGCUUGGAAUCUAAUGAAGGCCUCAAUAUGGCAAUUUCCGUAAUGGCGUAGGAACACGCAAAGAUCUGUCGAGCCGAUUGUCGGUCAGACGGUCAGAGAGUUCAACUGCGAUUUGUUGGGAUCCUGCUUUGUCCGUGACAAGAAACAUUCAGCCCGACACCAAAAAAAAGUUUCGUAGCGUCAGAUUUUAUAAGUCGGACCGGCAUCAAUUAAACCUACACGAAAUAGGCGCGUGUAAAUCAGGGGCCACAAUAACAAUUUUAUAAUAGUAAUUCUACCGCUGAAGGAAAGAUCUAAUGAUAGUCUUGAAUGUAUGUAAUAUCACGAGUCCGCUCUAAACAACGGCUUUCGCUCGAGCAAGAAUAACAAUAAAGGAGAUUCAGCAGC